AUGGCACUUCCUGGACUCGCGCGUCCCAUAAACGCAGCACUACAGUCGCACGCGAAGCUGCUCGUGCUAGGUAUAUGUUUGUCGGUCCACUCGUUGAUCUCAACCGUGCGAGCAACGCCGAUUACUGCUUGGGCGGUGGCUCCCGUGUCUCCCAUUGCAGCGGCAUUGCUUAACUAUGCAAGUGAGCUACCUCCUACGCCGGAUGACCCCAUUCCCGCUGAAGCCAAAAUACGCUUCGAGCAAAUCCUGAGCAUGAUUAUGAUCGCUGGGCUUGUACUCCUCGGUGGUGUGUUUGCGGGCCUCACGCUCGGCCUCAUGGGUCUCGACAUGGUAAACUUGCAGGUGCUCAUGACAUCUGGGACAGAGCAAGAGCGCAAGUAUGCAUCCAAGGUUAGUCGUCUUUUGGAGCGUGGGAGACACUGGGUUCUAGUCGUGCUACUUCUUGGCAACGUUAUUGUGAAUGAAACACUGCCCAUCUUCUUGUCCGAAUUUGGCUCGGGCCUCACGGCCGUCAUCAUCUCAACGGUGCUUAUUGUUAUUUUUGGUGAAGUCGUGCCGCAGUCCAUCUGUGCUCGAUAUGGUCUUGCCAUUGGUGCGAUGUGUGCGCCGCUCGUGCACUGCCUCAUGAUCCUUAUGGCGCCGAUUGCAUGGCCCACCGCCAAGCUUUUGGACUACUGCUUGGGUGAGGAACACGGCACGACCUACCGCAAAGCGGAGCUUAAAACAUUUGUUUCUUUGCACCAGCAGAUUGGUACCGAGCACCUCAACGACGAUGAAGUCACCAUCAUUCGCGCUGUGCUGGACUUGAACGACAAAUGCUUGAAGGAUGUCAUGACCCCGAUUGCCGACGUACACACCCUUUCUGCCGACUAUGUCCUGGAUGAGCCUGCUGUGAAUAUGCUGGUAGAGUCUGGCUACUCGCGUUUUCCCGUGCACGAGCCUGGAAAGCCAGACGCCAUCAUCGGCAUGCUCCUGGUGAAGCGGUUGAUUCAAUACGAUCCAGAAGAUGCAUGGCCCGUGUCUCGAUUCACCCUCACGCCACUCCCGGAAGCAUCGCAGGAACUGAACUUGCUUGACACGAUUAACUAUAUGCAAGUCGGGCGCUCGCACAUGAUCCUCGUGUCCAAGCAUCCUGGCGAAUCGCUCGGUGCGCUUGGUGUGGUCACACUAGAAGACAUUAUUGAGGAAAUGAUUGGCGAAGAGAUUGUGGACGAAACUGACGUGUUUGUCGACGUACACAACAAGAUCAAGGUCGUGCGCCAAAAGCCUGCUGGACUGCGCCAGGAGCAAUGGCAGCCGCUGAUCCGUGGCGUCAUCGAGCGUCGCCGCAAGUAUGGCGGCCCUAACCAAACGCCGUUGCAUAGCAGCUACGGCACCAUCUCACGGUCCAAGCCAGAGAACAACAAGCAGUCCAAGUACGGUGUCGUACCCGCUACAAAGGCCGCGGAUAAAGUCGCUGUCAAGCAGGUUAACAAACCGCACGAAAGAAAUCAGGGCGCCAGCUCGAUCAAACUGUCACAGAGCCAAGUUCUGGACAUGGCCAGUUCGCUGACAUCUUUGCAGGCAUACAGUGAUUGCUCAGAUAUGACCGACACCGACAGGGCACGCAAUCAGCAAUUCGAGUCAGAAGCGGAUUACCAACAGCGAGGCCCCUACAUUGUGGAAAUGGGCAUUGGCCAGAACGAUUCACCCCGCAUAAUUGCGCCGUCGGAUCUGAAUCCACGCCAGGGCGCGUCUCCGGAACGCCAGUAA
Molecule: messenger RNA, 1752 nt
Organism: Malassezia vespertilionis
Lineage: Eukaryota; Fungi; Basidiomycota; Malasseziomycetes; Malasseziales; Malasseziaceae
Gene: MAM3
Product: cell agglutination protein Mam3
Exons: 1
Coding region: 1-1752 (583 amino acids)
Biological process (GO): magnesium ion homeostasis
Cellular component (GO): intracellular membrane-bounded organelle
Source: RefSeq, a predicted model, not a curated record